Molecule: messenger RNA, 1374 nt
Organism: Labeo rohita (rohu)
Lineage: Eukaryota; Metazoa; Chordata; Actinopteri; Cypriniformes; Cyprinidae
Product: serine/threonine-protein kinase pim-3-like
Exons: 6
Coding region: 1-1272 (423 amino acids)
Biological process (GO): negative regulation of apoptotic process; protein autophosphorylation; regulation of mitotic cell cycle
Cellular component (GO): cytoplasm
Molecular function (GO): ATP binding; protein serine/threonine kinase activity
Source: RefSeq, a predicted model, not a curated record
AUGGCGGAUGUGUAUGUCUUUGAGUCUCAGCUGGAUAAGUCCAUCCUUGAGUCGACGGUUCUGCAGGAUUCAGCUGAUCCAAUGCCAGAUCUGUUCGUCCUUGAGCCUCAGCUGGAUCAGUUCAUCUCUAAGUCGAUGGCUAUGCAGGAUCCAGCUAAUCCUCAGCCAGAUCCAAUCGUCCUUGAGCCGACAGCUCUGCAGGAUUCGGCUGAUCUUUCAGAAGAUCUGCAGCCUGGUUCAUCUGACCCUAAACGAGAUCCAGAUGCUUCAAAGAUGACACCUGUUGAAGGACGAUCUGGCAUUCUGCCAGUGGGUCUGCAGGAUCCAGCUGUACCUCAGGCGGGUCCAUCUGGUCUUGAGCCAGCAGCUCCAAAAUAUCCAGCUGCUUCCAAGCACAGACGAAUCGGAGAUGGAACCAGUUUCAGAGCAGCCUGUUUCACCGAUCCAACUCCUGUUCCAUUUGAUGAAAUUUACGAAGUGGGAAGGAAGCUCGGAGAAGGAGGCUUCGGCGCUGUGUACGAAGGGGUUUACAAGCUUCUACGUGAACAGGUCGCCAUCAAAUUCGUCCCUAAGAGACAAAGGGACCGGUUUAUUGAAAUUCCUGGUUGUUCCAAGCCGCUGUUUGUGGAAGUGGCUCUGAACCUGCUCCUGAAGCGACCACCAUUAAGCCCUUACAUCUUGCACAUGCUGGAGUGGUUCGAAGAGAAGGAUCGAUACAUCCUGAUCCUGGAGCGUCCGCAACCCUGCAAGGACCUGCUCAAAUUCAUGCUUAACGACAUGCAGCUACUGGAUGAAGCAAAGACACGUAGCCUGAUGUGCCAAGUGGUGAUGGCAGCCAAACACUGUCUCGAACGAGGUGUCUUCCACCGCGACAUCAAGUUAAAUAACAUGCUGAUCAAUACAGAGACGAACCAAGUCAAACUGAUUGACUUUGGCUGCGGUGACCUCGUGAAACCAGGCUACCUGGGUGGUUUUGCAGGAGGAGUCUGCCCACCAGAGUACUACAGGGAAUUAAGAUAUGAGGCAGGGUCAACGACCGUCUGGUCUCUAGGCUUUAUGAUGUACUCAAUGGUGUACAAACGUCAACCCUUUAGAUGUCUAGAAGACCUGAUGGAAUGCAACCUGAAGUUUAGGCGCACAAUAUCCACAGAAUUGCAGGAUUUGAUAUGCCGCUGCAUGGCUCUUGACCCAACUGAGAGACCAACAGUAGACGAGAUCCUACAGCAUGAAUGGUUUCAGCAGGGACAAAUGACAGGAGAAGCUCAGGAUUAGGUAGUGUAACUUUGGAGGGAAGGCAGAGGAUGACAGAAAUCACGCAGGUCCAAGCAGUGCUGCCAUGAGCUUCAACUUCCCUUUACAUCAGUAUUUUAGCAG